CCCCGGGCAGCGCGGGGAGCGCUCCGCUCCGCCCCGCAGGAAGCGGAAAGCGCCGCUGACCUUCCCCCUCUCCUCCUCCUCCUCCUCGUCCGUGCCCUGCGGCGGGCUCGGAGCAUGGCGGUGCCGCGGCUCUUGCGGGCAGCAGCCCCGCGGCUCUUCAGCACCGUCCCGGCCCCGGCCCCGGCCCCGGCAGCCAGCCGGCCCCGCGCUGAGGAUGACAAGCUGCUGACCGAGCCUCUCAGCCACCCCGACUUCUUCAACGUGAAGGAGCUGUUCACCCUGAAAGAUCUCUUUGAUGCUCGGGUGCACCUGGGCCACAAAAAGGGAUGUCGGCACAGGUUCAUGGAGCCCUACAUCUUCGGCUGCCGCCUGGACCAGGACAUCAUCGACCUGGACCAGACCAUGCAGCACCUGCAGCUGGCCCUCAACUUCACGGCGCACGUGGCCUACCGCGGGGGCAUCAUCCUGUUCGUCAGCCGCAAGCGCCAGUUCUGCCACCUGGUCGAGAGCACGGCGCGGGCGUGCGGGGAGUACGCGCACACCCGCUUCUGGCAGGGCGGGCUCCUCACCAACGCCCACGUCCAGUUCGGCCCCGGCGUGCGCCUGCCCGACCUCCUCGUCUUCCUCAGCACCCUCAACAACGUCUUCGAGCCGCACGUGGCCAUCCGCGACGCGGCCAAGAUGAACAUCCCCACGGUCGGGGUGGUGGACACGAACUGCAACCCGUGUUUGAUCAGCUACCCCAUUCCCGGGAAUGACGACAGCCCCGCGGCCGUGGAGCUCUACUGCAAGCUCUUCAGGAUGACCAUCAUCCGUGCCAAGGACAAGAGGCGGCACAGCGAGGCCGCCGAGGAGCUGCGGAGCAAAGCCCAGGGCAAGUAGAGCCCUAGGGAUGGGCUCAGUGCCUCUGCUCCAGUUCCGUGGGAGCUUUCCAUUCCCACCAGCUUUUGGCACAGCUGGCGGGCUGAGGACGGGACCCCCCAGUCCUGUGCGCAGUGAUCCCACAGCAGCCACAGCCAUGGAGGGUCUGUAGCUCCAAAAAAUUGUCCAGAGCAAUGCAAGGGAAAGUGGAGCCAGGACAGCCCCUGCUCCUGUCCUUGAGUUUGUCACUGUUGCAGGGAGGUGCUGCUGUUCUGUGGCUUUCCUGAGCUCAUGAUCUCACUCGAAACCACUUGUAUCUUGUGUGUCUUCUUAGUAAAUAAAAGGAUUUAGCCCUGUGA
This is a messenger RNA of Prinia subflava (tawny-flanked prinia), 1220 nucleotides long. It is a transcript of the gene MRPS2, whose product is annotated as mitochondrial ribosomal protein S2. Gene Ontology annotation, biological process: translation. Gene Ontology annotation, molecular function: structural constituent of ribosome. Bases 115 to 882 code for a protein of 255 amino acids. The record is from RefSeq and is a predicted model, not a curated record. The transcript is spliced from 4 exons. NCBI's taxonomy places the organism in Eukaryota, Metazoa, Chordata, Aves, Passeriformes, Cisticolidae. Gene Ontology annotation, cellular component: mitochondrial small ribosomal subunit; ribosome.